Molecule: messenger RNA, 2738 nt
Organism: Dicentrarchus labrax (European seabass)
Lineage: Eukaryota; Metazoa; Chordata; Actinopteri; Moronidae
Gene: irf3
Product: interferon regulatory factor 3
Exons: 11
Coding region: 222-1619 (465 amino acids)
Biological process (GO): regulation of transcription by RNA polymerase II; immune system process
Cellular component (GO): nucleus
Molecular function (GO): RNA polymerase II cis-regulatory region sequence-specific DNA binding; DNA-binding transcription factor activity, RNA polymerase II-specific; protein binding
Source: RefSeq, a predicted model, not a curated record
GGAGUUUCCCGAGAAAACCUCCGCCGGCUACAGAGAGACCGGACUGUCGACGGUACUUAAGGAAGUUGCAGCUGGGAUUGAAUGACAGUUCCUCACAUAGCUCCGGCUACCAGGCCGUUUACUCAGAGCCACUAUCCUGCAUCGUAUGACUUUUGACCCUGAAAUAUCGACUUGCACUUGAACUCAACACUUAGCUGACUGAGACCCCGUCACUAACAGGAAUGUCUCAUUCCAAACCACUGCUCAUCCCGUGGCUGCGGUCCCACAUUGACAGCGGCAGGUAUCCUGGUGUCCAGUGGACAAACCCUGAGCGAACAGAGUUCUCCAUCCCGUGGAAACACGCUUUAAGACAGGACUCCUCCGACACUGACAUUCUCAUCUUUAAGGCCUGGGCAGAGGUGAGUGGCAAUGGUCGGGCUCAUGGUGACGCCUCAGUCUGGAAGAGGAACUUCCGCAGCGCCCUCCGAGCCAAAGGCUUCAAACUGCUCUCUGACAACAAGAAUGACGCUGCUAACCCCCAUAAAGUGUUUCGCUGGCCGGAUGAGUCAGGAUCAGCAGCUAACUCUUCUGCUGGAUCCCAGGACCAAGAUGACCUGGAUUUGUUUGAGGAAAUUGGCCUUCCUACACAAGAAACCCAGGGUGUCCCAUGCUUUGACCUCUAUCUUCCAGAAGAAACUGUGUUUUCAGCAGAAUCCGCUGCCAACCAGGAUAUUCUCCAGGAGUGCCUCAAGGGACUGAACAUUGGCCCUGAAACAGAGGGCACUGCAGGCUUUGAGCCUCCUCCCGAGCAACAACAGCUCGAAAACCCAGUUGUGAUUGGUGGAGUAACGUUGCCAGGGCAACAGCAGUAUCCAGUAACGUUUAAGAGUGCAGUCAGUGAAGCUGGGUUGCCUGAGCAACCGGCACAUCCAAUGGAGGGAGCUGUGGGAGGGGCCUGUGAUGGGCAGUUUGCAGAGCAGUUCCUAGAUACCAUGAACAAGACCAGAGAUGGAGAUAAUUUCAAGACUCAAUUCAGGAUAUCCGUGUACUACAGAGGGGUGAAGGUGUUGGAGCAGCUGGUCGAGAAUGAAGCUGGAGUCCGUUUAGUUUACAGCCCUGAACUCGUGGGGACAGCUUUGGUGGAUCACGAGUCAGGCCUCUCCCUGGUCUCUCUGCCAAGUCCUGGAGCCAUGCUGGAUCAAACUCAAGCUAAUCUGACCCAACGCAUCCUGGACAAGCUGGGCAAUGGUUUGGACUUGGGGCUGUCAGGUCACGUGGUCUACGGCCAGCGACGCGGCGAAAUCAAAGCAUUUUGGAGCGUGUCCAAGUUUGACAGGAGCAGACAACCCCAAGAGAUCUCUAAACUGCAUCCUCAACCGCUGUACAUGUUCAAGGACUUUGUGAGAGGAAUAAUGGACUUCAUUAAUGGUGGAGAUUGCCCUCCCUGCUCCCUGUUCUUCUGCCUCGGGGAGAAGUGGCCUGACCCAGACAACAGGCCUUGGGAGAAGAAACUCAUCACAGUGGAGGUGGUCCUGACUUCAAUGGAGUUACUGAAGAAAAUGGCUGUUGCAGGCGGCGCCUCCUCUCUGCAGUCUGUGGAGUUGCAGAUGUCGCUCGAAGAGAUGAUGGAGUUGUACUGACACGUUUUGGUGUGCCUGAAGAAAGUCACUGUUUACCCUUUUUUUUUCAUAAUCCUUAACCUUGAACAAAAGCAUCUCAGAAAAUUUUUUUUUUACAUGUUUUAUGAACAUUUUAUAUCUACACCAAAUAAUAUAGAUCAGGUAAUAAUAAUGGUACUAAUAAUUCCUCUGGUGGUGGAUUUGCUGGUUCUACACAAAAAAAUGUUUAAGAUGCAGUUUUUACCAUGGUUAGAGAUAAAUAUAUGCUUAUUAACUAAUUUAUACUUUGAUAUUUUUUUUACAUAAAAUAAUGUGAUUUGAUAAGAUCUUUCUUAUAUCAGUGGUGUUGUUGGUGCUAGUGUUUCUAAAAUAGAAAAUAAAUAUAAAUAAAAUAAUACAUAUACAUAUAAUGCAAACAAAAGAGCUCUGUCACACAGCAUUAGAGGUAAACUGUAACUCUUAUUUCCUCUUCAUUCUGCUCUUGCAAACCAUGUGUUUGUAAUGAAAUAAGUCCACUCCUGUUUUCUGCUAUAAAGCAAAACAGGUGAUUUCCCUCAAAACUGACAUGAUGGUAUGUAAUGUAAAUACUGUAGUAAAGUUAGUAAAGCCUGUUCAGUCAGAUUUAACAGUGCAGAUGUGAUCCGAGAAUCUGGAAUCAGUUUAAAUGUUCUCUUGUAUCUUGUAUCACAAGACAGUUUUAGCACAAUAUGCAGAAUACACACCUGAGCACAAUGGGAGACAGUUAUGUACCACAACACACCAGAGACUGUACAGAAAAAAGUGAAUAUGUGCACAUGUUUAUUUCAUCUUGUUCUGUUUAAGGUUCAUGGUUAACCAACAAGAACGUGUAUCAGAUUCUGCCAACUCUGAAUUUACUCUGAAGCAACGCUAUAUGAUUAAACUACACAUUAAAAUACACAUAAUAUCAGUACAAACAAUAAGAGUUCAAGACUUUAUUAAAAUAUUGGAGGAUAUUAUCAUGUUAUUACCUCAUUUUAUCAACUGAUUUUAUUCAGUUCCUUCUCAGGAUCUACCAUCAAUUCACAAUUUCAUUCUUAACUCAAAUCAGUGUGACCUUGUUGCUUCUCUACAUUAUCAAUGAAUCCAAGAGGAAGAAAUUAAAAAAAAGCUUUUUAUGUC